AUGGACAUUUUAACUGACCUCUUCAGGCAGCAGGUUCCUCCCCACAUAUUCAAAACUUCUGAAGGAUUAAAUGCUGAAUAUCCGUUGAUAGGCAUGGAAGUAGAGGCGAAGUUUCUCUUACACUGUAUUGCUUUGGAGAAUGUUAUAGGAAACACUCCUAGCAUUCCUAACCUGGCACAUGGGUAUUGUGGAGGAGUUUUGGGAUCCGUGAACACUACAGUCCAAAGUAAGAGGACUGCUCAUGAUUUUGCAGUGCCAAAUAAUCAAGUCAAUAUGCUAGACAGGGUACUCAGUGAAGCAAGAUAUGAGUCUCUAUCCCCUAAUAAUAUGCAGCCAUUAGCAGGAGACAUCAAUGUCUUACUGGAGAAAGAGUUGGAGCACUUCAGAAUGGUUUUCAAAGAAAGAUUGGCAAUUGUAGUCACAACAAGAGCAUGCAAGGCAUUUGCAAAGUUCCGUGCUUUACAAGACCAAGUGCAUCGAGUUCUAUGCAAUGAUCCACAACCUGGCCCUGCUACUUUCAUUGCUCACUGUCUCUGUAUUCUGCCCCUGUUUGAUAUACACAGAAGGGGAUUCAGUCAUUUGAUGAUAUCUGCUCUUCGCCGAUUUCUGAAAACGGGAUCCACUGCUGAAGAUAUACUUGAAGCGAAACUUUUUGCUGCCAAAUUAUUUCUGGACAUUACUGGUGGAAGUAUGGUGCUUGACGAAAGGAUUCUAGUAAAGAUUCUUCAGGUUUUUGAUGUCAGUUUGGAAAAUAUACAGGUAGUUAUUCAUGAUUCUAACAAGAAGAUGAGUAUUACAAUAAACAGAGCAAAAGAAUUAGUAGAGCAGUAUAUUUUUGAGCUGAUAGAAUACCAAUCAUACAUGAAUGCUGUUUCUCUGUUGGAACACUUCUCUAUUCAUAAGUCCGGAGAGUCAUUUCUACUUCAAAUGAUGGAAUCCGGACAAUACAAAGCAGCAGAAAAGUGGGCCACGUUCAUGGGAAAAUCUAUGUUGUGCAUACUUGUCCAGGAAUAUGUUGACAAGAAGCUUGUAAAACCUGCUUACACUAUUAUAAAGAAAAAUAAUAUGAGCCAGGAAUUCCCAGAACUAUAUCAUCAUUAUAUGGAAAGCUCACUGAAGAAACUAGCAGAAAAAGGUGUGUGGGAUGUAGCGGAAGCAAGAGCAAAAGCCAAUAAACAACUUCUCGAGUAUUUGGUUUAUAUGGCAAUGGAAGCUGGCUACUCAGAAAAGGUAGAAGAAAUUUGCGAUCGCUAUUCCCUCAAAGGUUUCACGAGUAUCAAAGAGCUCGACAGGAAUGUUGCCCACAAUGGCUAUUUGCACCUUAAUGAAUUGUUAAUUGAAGAUGUUAUCUGGGUUGAUGAAGUCAUUGGUUUGCGUGAAGCAACAUCGUACAUCGAGGAUUGCAAAAUUAUAGGCCUUGAUUGUGAAUGGAAACCCACUUAUGAAAAGGGCAGCAAAGCCAGUAAGGUUUCUAUCAUGCAAAUUUCCUCUGAUAAGAAGGUUUAUAUAUUUGACUUGAUAAAGCUACACGAAAACAUUCCAACUGUACUAGAUGAAUGCUUUGCCCGCAUGUUGCACUCUCCAAGUAUUCUGAAGCUUGGCUACAAUUUUCAAUGUGAUGCACAUCAGCUUGCUCAUUCUUAUGGAGAACUGAAUUGUUUCAAGCAUUGUGAGAUGCUUCUUGACAUUCAAAAUGUGUUCAAAGAGCAGCGAGGUGGUCUUUCUGGUUUAGCAAAGAAGAUACUGGGUAACGGUUUGAACAAAACAACACGAAACAGCAACUGGGAGCAACGACCUUUGACUCAGUAUCAGCUGGAAUAUGCUGCUCUUGAUGCUGCUGUCCUCCUCCACAUAUUCCAGCAUGUACGAAACCACUCGUUGGAAACUGUCUCCCUAGAUGAGCAUUCCAAAAUAGAAUGGAAAUCUUGCAUUGUAUCUCACAUGGACAACACCAGAAGGCCAAAACCGAAAAGGAGGUGUGAUGCUGGGACGAAGAACGAGUCUUGA
Fraxinus pennsylvanica is the source of this 2007-nucleotide messenger RNA. The record is from the annotation of a GenBank genome assembly. Lineage: Eukaryota; Viridiplantae; Streptophyta; Magnoliopsida; Lamiales; Oleaceae.